Molecule: messenger RNA, 729 nt
Organism: Abrus precatorius (Indian licorice)
Lineage: Eukaryota; Viridiplantae; Streptophyta; Magnoliopsida; Fabales; Fabaceae
Product: floral homeotic protein AGAMOUS
Exons: 7
Coding region: 1-729 (242 amino acids)
Biological process (GO): positive regulation of transcription by RNA polymerase II
Cellular component (GO): nucleus
Molecular function (GO): DNA-binding transcription factor activity, RNA polymerase II-specific; RNA polymerase II cis-regulatory region sequence-specific DNA binding; protein dimerization activity
Source: RefSeq, a predicted model, not a curated record
AUGGCUUUUCCAAAUCCAUCCAUGUCAGUUUCUCCACAGAGGAAGAUGGGAAGGGGGAAGAUUGAGAUCAAGCGGAUUGAGAACACCACCAAUCGCCAAGUCACCUUCUGCAAGCGCAGAAAUGGCUUACUCAAGAAGGCAUAUGAAUUAUCUGUGCUUUGUGAUGCAGAGGUUGCUCUAAUUGUCUUCUCUAGCCGUGGCCGUCUCUAUGAAUAUGCUAAUAACAGUGUCAAAGAAACUAUUGAGAGGUACAAGAAAGCAUGUUCAGAUUCAUCUGGAGCUGGAUCUGCUUCUGAGGCUAAUGCUCAGUUUUACCAGCAAGAAGCAGAAAAACUUCGUGCGCAAAUUAGUAAUCUGCAGAAUAACAACAGGCAAAUGAUGGGUGAGUCUUUAGGCUCUAUGAAUGCCAAGGACCUUAAAAACUUGGAGACUAAAUUAGAAAAAGGAAUUAGUAGGAUUCGUUCCAAAAAGAAUGAGCUGCUAUUUGCCGAAAUUGAGUACAUGCAGAAGAGGGAGAUAGACUUGCACAACAACAAUCAGCUUCUUCGAGCAAAGAUAGCUGAAAGUGAGAGGAGCCAGCAUAACAUGACUGUGUUGCCGGUAGGCACAAAUUAUGACUCUAUGCAGUCUCAGCAGCAAUUCGACUCUCGUGGCUACUUCCAAGUCACUGGUUUACAACCCAAUAAUCAGUACGCACGGCAAGAUCAGAUGUCCCUUCAAUUAGUGUAA